CACCCUGGUCGCUUCGUCCAUAUCAAACCCUCCCACACUCGGCGCCUCCGACAAGGCAUCUCACCGCUCCAACGGCCGUCUAGCCUGCAGGGCGGACCCGUAUUUCAAGCGCAAAUUUUAGCACAAAAAUAAUCGCUUUUUUCCCCCUCACGGAGCUGUCAAAGUAGAAGAAGCGAAAGACGGGAGCGACAUGGCCACGACAACCUGUACGCGAUUCACGGACGAAUAUCAGCUGUACGAGGAGCUGGGGAAGGGAGCCUUUUCAGUGGUGCGCAGAUGUGUUAAGCUGUGUACAGGUCAGGAGUAUGCCGCCAAAAUAAUCAACACCAAAAAGUUAUCUGCAAGAGAUCACCAGAAGCUGGAACGAGAGGCUCGCAUUUGUCGCCUGUUGAAACACCCCAACAUUGUUCGUCUUCAUGACAGUAUAUCAGAGGAGGGCUUCCACUACCUCCUGUUUGAUUUGGUGACCGGAGGUGAACUGUUUGAGGACAUCGUAGCCAGAGAGUAUUACAGCGAGGCCGACGCCAGUCAUUGCAUCCAGCAGAUCCUGGAGGCGGUGCUUCACUGCCAUCAAAUGGGUGUGGUGCACCGGGACCUGAAGCCAGAGAACCUGCUCCUUGCAAGCAAAUGCAAGAAUGCCGCAGUGAAGCUGGCCGACUUUGGACUAGCCAUUGAGGUACAGGGGGAUCAGCAGGCCUGGUUUGGAUUUGCUGGCACACCGGGGUACCUGUCCCCUGAGGUACUGAGGAAGGAGGCAUAUGGCAAACCUGUGGACAUCUGGGCCUGCGGGGUGAUCCUCUACAUCCUGCUGGUGGGUUACCCUCCUUUCUGGGAUGAGGACCAGCACAAGCUGUACCAACAGAUCAAGGCUGGGGCUUACGAUUUUCCUUCCCCAGAGUGGGACACAGUCACCCCAGAGGCCAAAAACCUGAUCAACCAGAUGCUGACCAUCAACCCAGCUAAAAGGAUCACUGCUCAGGAGGCCCUCAAGCACCCAUGGGUCUGUCAACGGUCCACAGUGGCAUCUAUGAUGCACAGACAGGAGACAGUGGAGUGCCUGAAGAAAUUCAAUGCCAGGAGGAAACUCAAGGGGGCCAUUCUUACUACCAUGCUGGUUUCUCGAAAUUUCUCUGUGGGCAGCAGACAGACCACCGCUCCAGCCUCUGUCACUGCGGCCGCAGCAGCAGUGGCUGCAGCCGCCGGCACCACCGCAGGGCUGGUGGAACAAGCUAAGACCUUGCUCAACAAAAAGGCAGAUGUGAAGCCCCAGACAAACAGCACCAAAAACAGCAUAGUCACCAGCCCCAAAGGAAACAUCCCUUCACCUGCUCUGGAACCUCAGACAACCGUCAUCCAUAAUCCAGUGGACAGGACGAAGGAGUCGUCAGACAGCAGCAACACCACUGUGGAGGAUGAAGAUGUGAAAGCUGCCACAAAGUUUGCUGACCUGCUGGGCUCAGUGCGCAGGGGCUCAGGGCCCACAUCCGACAGCGAAGGGAGAUCCAGCACCCCGCCUCCCGCUGCCCUCUCUGCCCCCUCCCCUCCACACACCCCUGUUGUCCCCAUGCAGAUGUCUCGGCUCACAGACCUGGUAAGCAGCGUUCGCAGGGUGCCGGCAGCCCCUGCACCCGAGGGUGACGCUGCGCCGGUGCCUAGCGCCAGGCCCGCCCCUCCACCUGCACACACCACCUCCCCACCUCCCCCCCACUCCCCUUCCAGCCCUUCCUUGUCUUCCUCCCAGACACGCAAGCAAGAAAUUAUAAAGAUCACUGAGCAGCUGAUAGAGGCAAUCAACAAUGGAGACUUUGAGGCAUACGCUAAGAUCUGCGACCCUGGACUGACUUCGUUUGAGCCGGAGGCGCUGGGCAACCUGGUAGAGGGGAUGGAUUUCCACAGAUUCUACUUUGAGAACCUUUUGGCUAAGAACAGCAAGCCCAUCCACACCACCAUCCUGAACCCCCACGUCCACCUGAUCGGCGAGGACGCAGCCUGCAUCGCUUACAUCCGCCUGACUCAGUUUGUUGACGGCCAGGGUCGGCCGCGGUCCAGCCAGUCAGAGGAAACUCGCGUCUGGCACCGCAGAGACAGCAAGUGGCAGAACAUCCACUUCCACUGCUCAGGCGCACCAGCUGCGCCGCUCCAGUGAGGGUUGAAUGCCAUAGCUUUGUCUGUCAGGAGUGCUCUGCUGGAGAGAGAGAGGAAGAGGAGGAGGAGGAAGGGAUGAAAGAACAAGUCCAGUGUCAGUUUGGGGACAGGGCUCCUCGCCCUUUAACAGCAAACCCUCCCUCACUGGACGCCCAGCCUCAACACCCCCAGCAUGCAUCUCGUCUUUUACUACUACAGCGCCCUGUCUGUCGCCUGCCCGGCAACAUCUUCUGACAACCAUCAAACAGCAGCGACUGAACGUCCAACAGCUCGACAUCCUUCACCCCCUCCGGCUUCCUCUUCUUCCCUCCGGCACACUGGGUGAUUGGUGGGGGUGGGGCUGUUUUCAGCACUCGUUGUGAUUCCUUCUUCCCGUGGUCUCCUCCCCUCGUCCCCACUAUUUUUUGUGACACCAAUCCUCUUGUCCUCCUGUGAAUCCACACUUGUGUGACAUAAACACUGCACUGGAAAUACAGUAUGUAAAGUUUUAAGUAAAAUCUAUUAUAAUCAUUACUAUAUUAUUAUUAUGAUGACUAUUAUUAUUACACAUUUGCAAUUGUAUAUGUAAUUUGUAUAAUUUGAAAUUCUCGAUGCCAGUGGUUUCUAGAGUUGAAGGAAAUCUUUUUUUGUCUGUUUGUUUGUUUGUUUGUUUGUCUCUAUCUUUUUAAGGAAGCAUGUUUUUUUCCCCAUAUUAACAGUGGCUGGUUUUUAUUGUGGCUAUUAAGUGGAAAAUGAUAUUGGCAGUUUUUGUAAUUCGCUUCUUGUAUGUUUGCUAUAAUACUGCGCCCAAACUCAUGGUCAACAUGUUUUUGUUUGUUUGUUUUGGGGUUAUUUGCUGUGUGUGUGUGUUUUUCGUUUUUUGAUAUUUUUUUUUUAGUGUCUGAUGGUGUUCAUGUAGAGUGAGUCCUUACGGUUGCGGAGUGUUUGCUCGUCCAAACAUGGUGACUCUGCACAGUAGGAGGAACCCAUUGUUUUUCCCUCGAUGCGGCGUGAACGGCAGGAGAGGGGGUUAGCUAGGCUCAGUGUCUUCCCGCAUCAAAAACCUGAACAUUUCACACAUAGAGCGAACAGCAUGCAAUAGGAGUUUUAGCGUGAAUUUACUUUUACAUCUUCAUGUUUGACGCUGUUGUGAUAGAGAAUGCCAUGCGCUCUAGCGCCCCAAGUGGUGAGGUUUAGAAAAUGAAGACGAAGAAGACAUGUUGCUUUUUUUCCGUUAGCGACAGUGGUCCUUGUUUUGCCUUACUGCAGCCAUGAGAAAAAUAUUGUUUCUCAGCACAGUGAGAACAUUUUAUUAUAACAACACGCUUUUUUUGUUGUUAAAACGACAUGCCAACUUAUUUUGUCUUAAUAAUAAACUUAUUUAACAAAUCAUCUUAUCACAUUAUGACGAAAUAAGUUGGUUUGUUACUAGAAAUUAUUUUUAUGUUCCAUGUUGUAACAAGAAAAGCAUCCAGCCUAAAGAGGAGAUACCAUAGCCAAUGUCAGAGAAACAGACGAUGAUUCAUUUGAAGGAAUCAUUUGACCUUUAUUUAUUGUUGUGUGUGCUAGUGGAGAUGAACACAUUAAAAAGAGUUUUUAAUCAUGCAGGGCUGUACAAAAGAAAGUAUGUUUGACCGUAGAGGAAGCAUCAUUUCUCCUAAAUUAUGUGGAGGGUCAUGAAAGGCUGCAUGGGUACCAGGCCCACUCCUGUUUUAAAGUAAACUCAGGAUUAUGUUUAAUCCAGAGCUAGCCUGAUCUUUGACCAGAGAAAUCCCAGCAGGUUUAACUGGACAUUUAAACACUGACAAUUUAUUGCUCUGUUCUACAACAAACACUUGUUGAACAAAUUCAAGGCCAUCCUGUUGGUAAAAUACCUACAUCACUGCUGUAGUAUAAGGAAUAGAAUUCACCUCAAUCAUUCAAUCGGUCAGUAUGACCAUUUUGGUAGAUUAAUAAAUCCAUCUAUAUUUUGUAUAUGUACGUAUUGUAUUGUGUUUCCCACUAAAACUCUAUAAAACAUUUAACUGCUCAGUGAAACUAAGACAGAUGAGAAAGGACUGCAUCAAAAAUACUGUACGCUAUUUUUUUGUUCUAUCAACACACCAACUUGUGAUAUAAUGAGAACAGCUUCUUGUUAUCAUGGAAUAUUAUGGUAUGUCACCAUAACAAAUGAAUUAUGUCUUACCGUUACAUCAGCGUAUCUUGUCAUAAUUGCAACAUUUUGUCAAGAUGAGAAACUGAGCACCAUUUGUUGGUCACGUGACCCCGCACCUCUGUCUUUUCUCAAUCAAUGACGAAUCCUGAAACUGAGUGAGUGAGGGAGGGAUUCAGCCUCGACCCCUGUUCCCACCGGGAGCCUUUUUGUUUGUUUGUUUGUUUUGUAUUUUUUUGUUUGGGCUGGUGGUGCUAAAAAGGUGCUCGAGGAGGGACACUUGUUGGUGGCUCCUGACGUUGCUAGGCGACAGCUGAAUACCCGCUUGAAGCUCAGUGCGCUUUUCCUAGAAGUCGUGAUAUUUUUAACUCGCUAAGAUUGCCGUGCUGUUUGGAACACAACAGCAGGUCCUUUUCUUUUCAGUCAGAGUGACAAAGCUGCAGACGUCAGUGCUCUAAAGAAAGGAUCUGACCUUUCUCACCUCUACAGCCACAGUGCAGAGAGCUGCUGCCGCUGCCUGUUGGUCGAUAUGAAGCACAAACACACAGAGAACUAAUCCUUUGGUCCAUAUCAGUAAUGAAGAAGGGUAUGAAAGCUUAAAGCCUCUACGGGUGUUUUCCGGCAUCCCGUGAAUUGAACGUCUGUGAAUUGUGAGGUUUCGCUUUGCUAUUCUGUGGUCUGGUUCCUCAUUUCAGGGCAGUCCUUUCCCGCAGGGUGCAAUAUUUGUAUGUGUGUGUGUGUGUGUGUGUGUGUGUGUGUGUGUGUGUGUGUGUGUGUCUGUUGCUCUCAGUGUGUAUUUUUUUAAAAACCUGGCAGGGGUGGGAGGUGUUGUGUGAGAGAUGGAAGGAGAAGGCUUUAUUUCGGAGGACGCAUCAGUCCCCUGCCUUCAUCCCGGGACUUUUUUUUUCUCAUGGUUUGCUCUGUUUUUUUCAUGUAUUAUGUUUUUUCUUGUAUUAUCAGCUUUUUAUGAUUAUAAAGUGCUUGUGCCAGGAGAGGCAGGUUUAAUCCGACGGACUUCGCAGCACUGAAAACUCUUUUCGUGGGGGUUUGACUUGCAAUCGGCUCCUCUGUACUUUGCUCGUCCACCAUUGGCUGCCUUCACAUUUGUCUCGACCCUAUUGGUCAGACCAAGAUAUUAAGAGACCGGGCAGUCGGUUUGGUGAAUAGUCCUCAGGUUUCUAUUUAUUUUAAAUAUUUAUUUAUUUAUUUUAGUGCAUAUUUUUAUUGUGCUUCUCUCUUUUUUGUUUUGUUUUCCUAUUGUGUACAGCUCAUGCACAUGUGCAAGUACUGUCUGUUGUUGUUCAAAGGGACACUGCUCCAUGUUAAACAUGACUGUUUUAAAGGGAUAGUACACCCAGUUUGCAUCCUGCAUGUGUUUUUCUGCAACGACCAACAUGGUGUGACUUACUUUUUCUGUUUUUCUGCUAUUUUUUCAUCUGCUACUUUGAAGUUUAUUUUUCACUUUGUUUUUGCAGUUUUCUGCUGUCAAUUGUUUUUCUUCCAUGUAGCUCAUUACCACUUUGCCAGAGUGGGACAUCUCUCCCAUUAUAAAUCACAGAACACAUAUUUUGUGUGAACUAUCCCUCCAAAGGCUUCAUCGCCUUUUUUGAGAUGAUGAAGCGGUUUUCGAAUGAAGGUUUUUCAAGGCGAACCACGGAGUCGUUGUAUUGUACUCAUGUCUCAUCCAGUAACAGUGUUAAUGCCUAGUUGACCAUGUUUUAUACUAAAAGGUUAAAGGUCACCCGAAAGCGUUCAUGCGUGAUAGUGCUAACCAAACUUGACCCCCACCCGCCUCUGAAAAAAGAAGAAAUAGCAGCAUGUACAGUACAAAGGUGUCGUUCUUCUGUUUUUCUUAGUGUGUUUACUAGCCUUGAAAAUCAAUAAAAUAAGAUUCACAUAUUUAAGUCGAGGGAGUUCACAGUAUUACACAACUGCAACUAACUAGCAGCGUAGCUGGCAUUUUCUUUGCAUGACAGUCGGGACUCUUGGUUUUUUGGUGUUUUCCAUUUUAUUUGGUUUCUCAUUUUCUACUGAAUGCUGGUAUACUCGACCUUUCUCUAUCUAUUUUCUCAGCUUUUUAAGUGCAUAUAACUAUUUUUGUCUCAAGAUGAUAUAAUGAAGAUGAUUAUGAUGAUCACAUUAAUGAUAUUAAAGACUGUGGCACUAUGAGGAUGACUAUGAGGAUGUUAUGGUGUGAUGCAGAUUAUCUCGCAUGCUUUUCUACGGGGCUCUGUGUUGUCAGUGCAGACUGGCUGCCUCUCAUACGAGCACCAAGAGUGACUGGUGCGUCACUCAUUCACUCACAGCAUUCGAGUCUUACAGAUUAGAGGCCGUUCAAAGAGCGAAUGAGCUCCAGCAGGGGGCGCAGUCACAAAGUAAAGCACAAACGCAAGCAGAUGGAUGCUGGAUUGAUGCUUUUUAUUGUAGCUGCACAUAAGUUGACUUUAGUGUUGAAUCUAACUGACAGUCCAGUCAGAGACAACAGCAGUUUGUCAGUGUAGAAUAAGAAGAAGCUUCCAGUAUAAUUGAUCAGGGCUGCACAAUUAUGAUCCUGAUCAAACUUAGACACCGUGAUCAUGAUGUUGAGACAUGAUUGUUUUCCUCUGUGGUUCUGGGGAACAAAAUCGGUCUCCUUUAUUCGUGUGAUAUCAGAAAGAUUUUUUAUGCUUUUAACUAAAUGAAACGUACCAGUGCUGCCCAUAAAUCGGGAUUCUGUGUGAAUGAUCAGUGCUGAAAUCUUGGUAGAAAGUAAUUAAUUGUGCAGCCCUACAUAAAACUACAAUAACUGUCCUUCUAUAGUCUCUUGAGGUCAGUGCGGGCUCUUAGUCAGAUGAAGCAUUACUCAGAUCAAUGCCGCUGUGUUCACUCUGAACCUCUGCCAUCGUCUUUCUCCAGCCAGUGACUGAGUUGCACUGACAACACUGAGCUGGCCACUCUUUGUAGGGUGUCUUUCACUCUUUCUCCCAUUCCCUCUGUUUCCAACCCUAUUCAAUCAUUUCUCUGCAGUUGGCUCUUUCUAGUUUCCUUUUGUCUCUUUUUGUCAGUUUGGGUUUCUUCUGUAUAAUAAUAUUAAUCUAGUUCUCUGAUUCUUCGGAUUAUUGCUCUGUUCUCUUACGUGCUACACGUGUUUCUAUAACUUCAAGAAAAUGUGUUAAGGUGUUAUCAAUAAAAUGAUCAU
Chelmon rostratus (copperband butterflyfish) is the source of this 7454-nucleotide messenger RNA. RefSeq names its product calcium/calmodulin-dependent protein kinase (CaM kinase) II beta 1 (gene camk2b1). The record is from RefSeq and is a predicted model, not a curated record. Gene Ontology annotation, cellular component: neuron projection; cytoplasm. The coding region runs from base 191 to 2146 and encodes 651 amino acids. Lineage: Eukaryota; Metazoa; Chordata; Actinopteri; Chaetodontiformes; Chaetodontidae. Gene Ontology annotation, molecular function: calmodulin binding; ATP binding; calcium/calmodulin-dependent protein kinase activity. Gene Ontology annotation, biological process: protein phosphorylation. The transcript is spliced from 23 exons.